Messenger RNA from Vigna umbellata (rice bean), 1932 nucleotides. The record is from RefSeq and is a predicted model, not a curated record. Lineage: Eukaryota; Viridiplantae; Streptophyta; Magnoliopsida; Fabales; Fabaceae.
CUUUCAAGGGAAGCUUGUUGUCUGUUUCAAAAGGAAACCCUCACCAAUCGCUUCGCUGCACUUCACACUCUUUAUACUUUUCAGUGCUGAAGAGGACAAAGAAAUUCAAUUCUGGAAGUUCCAGUGAACUAGGGUUUCGACGCGGCCAUGGAAGAGGAGAAGGUGGGAACCCCGUCGUCAGCGUCGAGAGGUAACAAUGGCAGUGAUCAAUGUCCGGCGAGUGUAAGCCCUAGAGCGCGCAUUGUUUCCGUUGCCUCCAACAUUGCCUCGCAGCCUCUUCACAACUCUGAUCCUCGCGUUUGGGGCGUUCUCACUGCCAUUUCCAAUAAUGCCCGCAAAAGGCACCAGGGAAUUAACAUUAUAUUAAGUGCUGAUGAACACUGCCUUGGGCGAUUGGUAGAGGAUGUGCGUUUCCAGAUUGAUUCCAAUUCUGUUAGCGCAAAUCAUUGCCGAAUAUACAGGAUGAAGGUUACUAAUGAAAAUAUGGAGAAUGCCACAUCAAUACUCUUGAAAGAUACAAGCACAAAUGGAACUUACCUAAACUGGGAGAAAUUGAAAAAGAAUGGUGCUGCGGUGAAAGUCUGCCAUGGUGAUAUUAUAUCAUUUGCUGCUCCUCCGCAGCAUGAUCUGGCUUUUGCUUUUGUAUAUCGAGAUGUGCUUGUGUCUAGCCCCAUGCCAGAUAAUGCAGUUGUUAAACGAAAAGCAGAGGAUUUUAUUUCUGAAAACAAGAGAUUGAAAGGUUUAGGCAUCGGUGCUCCUGAGGGUCCCAUAUCUCUAGAUGAUUUUCGAAGCCUUCAAAGAUCAAACACAGAAUUGAGAAAGCAAUUGGAGAAUCAAGUGGUUACAAUUGAUACUUUGCGUAGUGACAACCGAACAGCUGUUGAACGCCAUGAGAGUGAAAUAAAAUCAGUCAAAGAAUCAGUUGCAAACGGUUACCUUGACCAAUUAAAAGAAUUACAGCAAACAGUGGAUCUCAAACAGAAGGAAUUGGGGGAUCUCAACAAAGCGUCUGCUGAACAAAGACAUGCCCUGGAAGACCUUAAUGAAAGGCUCAGUGCUUCUACACAGUCGUGUGCUGAAGCAAAUUCAAUAAUAAGUAGUCAAAAGGUAAACAUAGCUGAACUAAAGGAACAAUUAGAUGAUGAGCGGACUCAACGAAAAGAAGAGCGAGAAAAGGCUGCAGCUGAUCUAAAAGCUGCCGUUCAUAAAGCCCAGUCUGAGGCUGAAGAGGAAUUAAAACGACUCUCUGAUGCUGCCUUAAGAAGAGAAAGAGAGCUACAGGAAGCAAUAAAUAAGCUUCAGGAGUCAGAGAGAGAAAUGUCUUUGCUGGCUGAAACCUUGAGGUCCAAGCUGGAGGAUACCAGGCAAAAGUUGGUUAUAUCUGACAAUAAAGUUCGCCAAUUGGAAACCCAAGUACAUGAAGAGAAACUAGCCGCUGAAAAUGAAGUGAAGAAAGUAGAACUUGAACAACAGGAAACAAGAAGAUUAAGGAAAGAGCUUGAGAGCGAAAAGCAGGCAGCACGAGAAGAAGCAUGGGCUAAAGUUUCUGUUCUUGAGCUUGAGAUAAAUGCUGCAAUGAGAGAUCUUGAUUUUGAAAGGCGGAGGUUAAAAGGUGCUAGGGAAAGACUAAUGCUUCGGUAAGACUAGAUUUAAUGUUGAUUAUAAUCAUUGAACAUUUGUGAUUUGAAAAGUUGGGGAUUUGAUGUUGAUUAUAAUAAUUGGACAUUUGUGAUUUGAAAAGUAGGUAGAAUCCCCAACAUAGACUACACUUACUUGCAUAGUAGACUUAUCAAUUUGGCCCAUCUCAUAGGAUUUGGCCUUGAACCACAUGGGUUAGGGUCAAAAAAGCCCACCGGGCCAAAAAAAGCCUAUAUAGAAAAAGCUUGCAGGACCAAAAUAUCAACAAAGCCUUAUGGGUUAGGGCCAGCUCAU